GGACGGUUCUUGUUUUGGAGGAAGUGAACGUAGCUCGGCUAGAAGCUAGCACGUUAGCUCGACAGGAAAAGCGAGCGUCAACGGGAACUGGACGAAAACUGUUGUACCAGAUCGUUAGACGAGGGGAGUUAUAAUUUGGCAGUGGCAGCAUUGAUUUUGAUAAGAAGGGUUAUUUCAGGGGCUCGCUGUCAGAAAUAAUUUAGUUGUCAGCGCGGUGUACGCGGUGUUUUCUUACGGCAGACAUUUGGAGGAGCCGUUAGCCUGCUAGCUAGCCUGUGCGUUAGCCUUCCAGACGAAGCAAAGGAAAAGUCCACUUUUGAUAUCUGUUUGCUGAAGGACCAUUGCCCAGCUGUGGCACAAUGACGUCAAGGAAGAAAGUACUACUCAAAGUCAUCAUCCUCGGAGACUCGGGAGUUGGAAAGACCUCGUUGAUGAAUCAGUAUGUGAAUAAGAAGUUCAGCAACCAGUACAAAGCCACAAUAGGUGCAGAUUUCCUGACGAAAGAAGUAAUGGUGGACGACAGACUUGUCACAAUGCAGAUUUGGGACACAGCAGGUCAGGAGAGGUUCCAGUCCUUAGGCGUUGCGUUCUACCGUGGAGCAGACUGCUGCGUCCUGGUGUUUGAUGUCACUGCACCCAACACCUUCAAGACCCUAGACAGCUGGAGGGACGAGUUCUUGAUCCAGGCCAGCCCACGAGACCCUGAGAAUUUCCCCUUUGUGGUGCUGGGCAACAAGAUUGACUUGGAGAACAGACAGGUAACAACCAAGCGAGCACAGGCUUGGUGCCAGAGCAAGAACAACAUCCCAUAUUUUGAAACCAGCGCCAAGGAAGCAAUCAAUGUGGAGCAGGCCUUCCAGACUAUUGCACGCAAUGCUCUUAAACAGGAAACCGAGGUGGAGUUGUACAACGAGUUCCCCGAGCCAAUUAAACUGGACAGAAACGAGCGAGCCAAGGCGUCAGCAGAGCCCUGCAGCUGCUGAGGACUCUGAAGAUCUUCAGGGGGUCAUCAUUGCCCUCACUACCCUGUCUUGCCUUGUCUAUAUAUCCUUUUUCCCAUGGCUCACUAUGUUAUUCCCUAUUGCCCAACAUACAAACAGCAUCCCACUUAUUGAGAAUACUAUACACAAACAUACUGCACUCACCUCCUUAUGUAUACAAAAUAUACAUUUUCUAUUAAAUAAAAGUCUCCUAGCCCAAAGAACACCUCGAGGAAACAAUAUGGCAUUUACUUGUAUUAUGCUUAUGACUUCCCAGUGUUUUCUCUACGUACUUUUUCAUGGCAGUGGUGGUGUGGGCUGAUCUUUGUUUAUCAUUGCUUUCACACCCAGUUUUGGUUGUAACAGUUUUUAUUUGAAUAUGUCCAAGUGGGAAAUCAAAGCAUUACUUCUGUACUUAUUUGUAUUUCUAAUUUAAGUUAAACUUUUUUUAUUUUAUUUUUUUGGUGGUUUUCUUACUUUCACAGCCCACUGCUGCUGCAUGAAUAGAAGAAACACUGCUCCCCCAUUUGAGUCAUUUGUGUUGUGGCUUAUGUUAGUUUCACUCUCAAAUACUUGUUAAUGUGGUUUCACUUUACCUCGUAAAAACUUUAAAAAAAAAAAAAAA
This is a messenger RNA of Archocentrus centrarchus (flier cichlid), 1605 nucleotides long. It is a transcript of the gene rab7a, whose product is annotated as RAB7a, member RAS oncogene family. The record is from RefSeq and is a predicted model, not a curated record. Gene Ontology annotation, biological process: phagosome-lysosome fusion; endosome to lysosome transport. NCBI's taxonomy places the organism in Eukaryota, Metazoa, Chordata, Actinopteri, Cichliformes, Cichlidae. Gene Ontology annotation, cellular component: late endosome; phagocytic vesicle; lysosome. Bases 360 to 983 code for a protein of 207 amino acids. The transcript is spliced from 6 exons. Gene Ontology annotation, molecular function: GTPase activity; GTP binding.